Molecule: messenger RNA, 1881 nt
Organism: Nannizzia gypsea CBS 118893
Lineage: Eukaryota; Fungi; Ascomycota; Eurotiomycetes; Onygenales; Arthrodermataceae
Exons: 3
Coding region: 1-1881 (626 amino acids)
Source: RefSeq, a predicted model, not a curated record
AUGGCCACCCUCACUUAUGCAACGACACGUCGACAGAAGAGUCGCUUGUUCGAUCAUGACCGCUUCAGGUUCACUCCCGUGGCGACAUCGAAGAAGCCAACCCGGCUCUGGGACCGCAAACCAACCACGCCCGUCCUCCCACGGUCAAAGACACAGAAGAUCUGGAAGAGGUGUGCCGAUUCUACGUCAUUAGGAGCGAGCAGCAUGCACGACAUGGAUACGUUUUCUAUAGAGAUUAACCUGGCCGCGACUCUGGCCGCGCUACGUGGCGUGAAAAGGUUGCGACUGGCGCAUACCCCAGAAUGCGAGCGUGGACGGUCGUUUUUGGAGACAAAAUGGGAAGCGCAAGCCGAAGACCGAAGACGGAAAUACGUUGCGCCAGCGGAUAGCGCGCAAACAACAGUAUCAGCCGACUUCCUGCCUCGAGAGAAGGGUGAAACUAAGACUGCGGAGAUGUCUGAUGAAGAGCAGGCUGGUUGUAGCAGCCCUUGCAAGGAACCGAGCGACAUUCCCCAACUCGAGGGGAAUUCACCAAAGGACAGAAAGAUGCCAGGAGAAGUUAUCCAGGAGAAACUCAGCACAGCCCGCGCAGAAAGCAGUGCAGAAGAAGGCGGGGAAGCAGAAGAAGAGACCUUUUUUGAUGCUGUAGCGGAACCUAUGGCUAUCGUGCCAAAGCAAGGAGACAUACCCUUCCAGGUCUCGCCAGUGCGGAAGAUAACUAUCCUGGACGGCGACGAUGCAGAGGUUAUUUCUGACUUCCUAUCGAAGGCACGGGCUAAGAGAGCUGCCAAUACACCGGUAAAGGGAGAUGUCAAUAUCGACAUUAUCCCCGAAUCGCCUACCCCUAGCGCACGACGCGUGCUGGAGGCCGUGGACGGGAACUCGCCUCGUUCGCACAGACGGCAUAUGUCUCCUGAAAAGCUCCAGCCUCCUGACUUCUAUUUUAACAGACGGUCACCUCGCGUUGUUUCCUCAAAGCCAGCGGACCAAAAGCCCAUUGAAGGCGUAUGGGAGGGGCCUGUUGUACCCAGCUCCCCCAUAGUUGAAGUGACGAUCGAGCAUGCCCGGCAUCCACCCAAGGUCCCCGACCAGAUCCCAACACGCCGCCGAAAGGGCACUGAGUUCGUCUUUAUGCAGCGUACGGACGACCAGCAGACGGCUCUUCUAACCAAGGCCAAUACAAGACUGAACAAGGGUAGCAAACCCCCUCACAAGCUACUGCCAAUUCUCAAUAAAGCGAUCGCAGCACUGGGGACAGAUCCAGAAGAUGACCAGCACCGACACCGGGACCUGUCGAAGAAACAGGUGAGGUGGAACGACGCCGCCUUGAUCCAGUACCUCGGGGAGAAGAAAGUCCCAGAGUUUGACUCGGAAGUUUACCAGAACUCGCACGCGAUUAUUGAGCGGAGUCUGCGUUCGUCCAGCAGACGGAACAAUACGAGCAGGAAUGAAGAGCACCCACUCGCAGUGACGGAAAAUUGCAAACAGGAGGAGGAUCUUCCGGCUCCAUUCCUCCCACCCAUGGUAAAGAUGCCCGGGCCAGCGACCCCAUACCGCUCCACUCCCGUGCCGAGAAAGAUGCGGAAGCUGGUGGGUGCAAAACACCUUGACGUUCAUCCAAACGAAGGAGAAAGCCCACCAGUCACCCGCAUCAAUUUGUCCGUGAAGACGGCCACAGCAGUGUUCCCGGGGACUCCGCUCCGACACAAGAAGACAUUCUCGUUGGCUCAGGGGGUUCCGCGAACCCUUUCACUAAAACCGACGAAAUCAACCACGUCAACAUCUUCAGCAUUGGCGAUGUCCGGAUCGGGGUCUGGAUCUGGCUUAGGAUCAGGCCUUAGCUACCCAACCGUGCUACUCAGGAAGCAAACGAGAUCAUAG